AUGGAUGUAAAGUUGACUUUUUGUGUAAAGGAAUUAGAUGACAAGGAUGCUUUGGUGUUGUUUCAAAAGUUGGCUGGAAUACAUAGUGAAAUGUCUGACUCUAAACAAGAAAUUGUGAAGAAGUAUUGUGCAGGGUUGCCCGUUGCAAUAGUUUCAGUUGCAAGGGCAUUAAGAAACAAGAGUGAGUCAGUAUGGGAAGCUACAAUAGAAAAACUUAGAAAGCAGGAAUUGACGGGGGUGCAGACACCUAUGGAUAUUUCAAUGAAGAUGAGUUAUGACCAUCUUGAAAAUGAGGAGAUCAAAUCCAUUUUCUUACUUUGUGCCCAAAUGGGCCACCAACCAUUAAUUACGGACUUAGUGAAAUAUUGUUUUGGUUUGGGUAUACUUGACGGUAUCUCCUCGAUUUGGGAAGCUCGAGACAGAAUCAAAACAUCAAUCCAAAAGCUAAAAGACUUGGGUCUAGUGUCUGACGGAAUUUCUAAUAAUCAUUUCAAUAUGCAUGACAUGGUUCGAGAUGCCGUUUUGUUUAUAGCAAACAAGGAUAGAAAUGUUUUCACUCUAAGAAAUGGCAAACUAGAUGACUGGCCUGAACUCGAAAAAUGCACUUCUAUUUCUAUAUGCAACUGUGAUAUCAUUGAUGGGCUUCCUCAAGUCAUAAAUUGUCCCCAACUUAGAUUUUUUCAAAUAGACACUAAUGAUCCAUCUUUGAAAAUACCCAAGAAUAGUUUUGAAGUGAUGAAAAAUCUCAGAGUUUUAAUAUUGAAUGGUUUCCAUCUUCCAAGAUUACCCUCUUCCGUUAAAUGUCUAUUAAAGCUCAGAAUGCUUUGUUUAGAGCGAUGCACUUUAGAUGAUAACUUAGAUAUCAUAGGAGAGCUGAAAAAAUUAAGAAUUCUCAGCUUCUCUGGAUCUCAACUUAAAAGUUUUUCAAGUCAGUUAGGGUGUUUGGAUAAGUUACAGUUGCUAGACAUAAGCGACUGUUCCAUAGUGGAGAUUGAUAUGCUGUCUAAUAUUUUAUCAAGAUUGACUAAUUUAGAAGAAUUGUAUAUAAGAAAGAGUUUGGUCAAAAUGUUUGUGGAAGGAGAGACAAACCAAGGUCAAACUUUGUUUCUUUCUGAGUUAAAGAAUUUGCAUAAGUUGAAAGUGGUGGACUUAAGCAUCCCAUGUGUUUCAGUUUUGCCCAAUCACUUGUUCUUUGACAAGUUAAAAGAUUACAAGAUUGUGGUUGGAGACCUGGAAAUUUUUUCAGUUGGAAACUUUAGGAUGCCCGAAAAGUAUGAAGCAUUUAAAGUUUUGGCAUUGCAACUGAACGAUGACACUGACAUUCACUCUCAAGCAGGCAUAAAAUUGUUGUUUAAGAGAGUGGAAAGUUUGUUGUUGGGAAAGGUAGAUGGUGUUAAAAAUAUUGUUAAUGAGUUGAAUAUUGAUGGAUUUCCAUAUCUGAAACACUUAUCCAUCAUAAAUAACAAUCACAUCAAAUAUGUCAAUUCAACAAAAUUGUUUAAUGGUGUGAAAGUUUUUUCCAAUUUGGAAUCUCUAUUCCUCUACAAUUUGGGGAACAUAGAGAUGAUAUCUUAUGGUCCAGUUACACUUGCUUCAUUUGCCAAAUUAAAAUCCAUCAAGGUUGAGAUGUGUUGCCGAUUGGAGAAUCUCUACUCCUUUUUCACGAUUACAUUUCCUACUGGUGCAGAAACUAGUGAGACUUUAGAAUGUAGUUCUUACGUGGAUAAAUUUUGCGCUAGUCUAGAAACAGUUGAAGUUUCUGAAUGUCAAUCUUUAAAGGAGAUCCUUCAAAUACCGAUUGAUUAUGGUAAGGUUGAGUUUCUGAAGCUGAACACUUUGACACUCCAAUCGUUACGAUCAUUUACAUGUUUUUAUAACAUAGUGGAAAGGCCUUGCAAGCCACAUAUGAGUGGGGCUAAAACUACAAAUACGAGUCUUGGAGAAAUUGCUAAUGAAGAAGAUGAGCAAAGUGACAAGGCACCACCUCUUUUUGCUAGCAGUUUGAAGAAGCUCAAAAGCCUCAUCAUAAGUGAGUGUUCGAUUAUGGAAAGAAUUUUUGACUCUAAAGGAGAUAAUGUAGACAAGGUCUGUGUCUUCCCUAAGUUGGAGGAAAUCCAGCUUAGAAAAAUGAAUAGGUUAACAGAUAUCUGGCAAAGUAAAGUGAGCGUAGAUUCUUUUUCUAGUCUCACUUCCGUGAACAUUGAAGAAUGCAAUAAACUAGACAAGAUUUUUCCUAGUCACAUGAAAGGAUGGAUUGAAAAUUUGGACAACUUGAAAGUUUCUAGAUGCGAGUCAGUGGAAAUGAUUUUUGAAAUCAAUGAUUCUCAAGAAAGAGAUGCAUCUGGAGGGACAGACACAAAUUUACAAGUUAUUCUUCUUGAAGAGCUCCCAAAGUUAAAGCAAUUGUGGAACAUAGAUCCAGAUGGAAUUCUUAACUUCAAAAAACUUCGGACUAUAGAAGUAGGCACUUGUGGUGAACUUAGAAAUUUAUUUCCAGCUUCUGUAGCCAAAGAUGUCUCAAAUCUUGAACGCAUGUCAGCAUUGAAUUGCCAAAAAAUGGUGGAAAUUGUUGCAAGUCACGAUACAUCAAAAGCUAACAAUGAUCUGUUAGUGUUUCCUGAACUAAUAUGCGUGAGAUUAUAUUUGUUACCAAACGUUAGACAUUUCUACAAAGGAAGACAUCCUAUAAAGUGUCCAAAGUUGAAAGAGUUGAGUGUGAACAAUUGUGAGGAGCUCAAAACAUUCUUCGAAGAAACCACUGAAGCAACCAACGAAGAAGAAAAUUUUGUUUUCUCCGCUAACGAGGUAUUGCCCAACUUGGAGUAUAUGGAAAUUGACUUCAACCAAGCGCAAAAUUUGUUAUCCAAGUACCAAAUGCACCGUCUAAAAGAGCUCAGUUUGAUUUCAGGCCGAAGAGGUAAUAUUCUUUAUCAGUUUCCGUACAAAAUGCCAAAUUUAGAGAAGUUAAAUUUGACUUCUUUUUGGCCUGAGGAGUCGGUACCAAGAGCAAACAUUUCACGACAAAAAAGAUUAGGAAUCGUACUACAACUGAAGCAAUUGUGCUUUUUUUACUCAUGGAUGGAGGAUCUAGGACUUGAACGAGACCAAGUUCUACAGAGACUAGAACUUUUGAGAUUAGAAUAUUGUGACAAAUUGAGCACUUUGGCUCCUUCCUCCGUGUCAUUGACUUACUUGACACAUUUGGAAUUGAAGCGUUGUUUGAGAUUGAGGAACUUAAUGGCAUCCUCAACGGCCAAAACUAUGGUUCAACUCAAGACCUUGAAGGUAAUCGGUUGUACUCGAAUAGAGGAAAUAGUACGUAAGGAAGGAAUUGAAGAAAACAAAGUGGUGAAAAUUGUAUUCAGUAAAUUGAUUACUAUAGAACUUGUUGGUCUAGAAGACCUCACAUGUUUUUGCAAGUACAAUGAGUGUGAAUUUGAAUUUCCAUCACUGGAAAUAUUGAUGGUAAGAGAAUGUCCGAAGAUGAAAAAAUUCAGCGAAGGAGAGGCAAUAGCACCAAAGGUAAAAAAUAUAUUUGGUAGGGAAGGGGAUGGAAAAGCUAAAUGGAUGUGGGAAGGUGACUUGAAUGCCACCAUACAAAAAGUGUACACUGAUAAGGUUACAUUCAAAUACAGCGAGCUUGUGGAUCUGAAUGUUAUAGAGCAACUAUUGAACGACAAUCAUUGGGUGCAGCAAAACAGGUUUGGGUAUUUGAAAAGGUUGAUUGCAUGCGAAUGUGAGAGUGUAGUGGAUGUAAUUCCAUCUCAUUUGCUUUCUUGUUUUCACAAUCUGGAAGAGUUAGAAGUAGUCAAUUGCAGUAAUGCAGAGGUGAUAUUUAAUAUCAACGAUGAGAAUAGGCUCACAAAAGCUUCCGGAAUAUUCCGCUUGAAAAGUUUGUAUUUAAGUAAUCUACCAAAACUGGAGCACAUAUGGAAGAAGGAUCCGGAGGGAAUUAUUGGCCUUCAACUGCUAAAGGAAGUGCGUGUUCAAAGUUGUGAGCGUCUUGAAAAUUUGUUUCCAGCAUCGACGGCCAAAGAUCUUACCAGACUUGGAUUGCUUGAAGUAACGGACUGUAAGGAAUUGGCAGAAAUAUUUAGGAAAGAUGAAAAGAGUGGAGAAGGAGAAGGAGAAGGAAAAACACAACACUCUCUGUUUCCUCGUCUCACCACAUUGAUUCUGGGCCAAUUGCCACGCCUCAAAUACUCUAUCAACAGCUUCCAACAUCAGGAGAUUAUAUUAAGUUGGAGUCAGAGAGAUAUACAAGAGUUAUGUCUUGGUUCACGAACCAUUCCAAACUCUUGCUUGGAUUUCUUAGAAUCUCUGACUCUGUGUGACUGCCAGUCCUUAUCAGAUGUGCUUCUACCAUUCAAUUUACUUUCUUUCUUAACUAAUUUGAGAACGUUGACAGUUAAAAACUGUAAUUUUGUCAAAACCAUUUUUGAUGUCACUUGUGCUACACAAGACAGCGAGAUAACAUCUGUGGGACCAGCCCUCCCUUUUUCCUUGAAGAAGUUGACUUUAUCCGAUCUACAAAAUCUAAAAAAUGUUUGGAGUGAAGAUCCUCAUGGGAUUCUAAGCAUGCAUCAUCUACAGGAAUUGUUAGUUGACAAUUGUAAAGGCCUUAAAAGUGUGUUUCCAGCAUCAAUAGCCAAAAAUCUUCUGGAACUUGAAAAUCUAAGGGUGGAAGACUGUGAGGGAUUGAUGACUGUUGUUGCAGAGGAUAACACAGAUCCAACUGUAGAGGUUACGUUUACUUGUCCCAGUGUGAGAUCAUUGGAACUACGGGGUUUGCCAAAGUUCAAGUAUUUUUACUACUGCUCACCCAACUCUGAUCUAGAAUCACAUACAAAGGAUCAACUCGCUACCGGAAAGUCACUACAGUGCCUAGCUGUUGGGGAAAAUGGAGUGGAGAUGAUUUUGCGUGGAGAAUUUGAGAGAAACUUUUUGUACAACUUAAAAGUUCUUACUCUCUACUUUAGCAGUGACUCGGAUGUAUUUCCGCAUGGAAUUCUAAGACAGGUGCCCAAUAUAGAAAAAUUUGUGGUAUGUGAUGGUUCCUUGUUCUGCUGUCAAAGUUCUAAUAAUGUGGAUUAUAGUGGACUUCUAUUACAGCUGAAAGAAUUACACUUGGAGUCCCUUGAAGAGCUGGUUUGCAUUGGGUUAGAGAACUGUUGGACUGAGCCCUUUGUCAGAAACUUAGAAACCUUUAAAGUCAUUAGUUGUGGGAGUUUAAAAAGCUUGGUAGCAUGCACACUGUCUUUCUCCAAUCUGAUAUGUUUGAAAGUAGAAGAUUGUAAUAGUUUGUCAUAUUUGUUCACAUCCUCAACCGCCAAAAGUUUGGGAAAACUAAAAAGUAUGGAGAUAAAAAAUUGUUAUUCAAUCGAAGAAAUAGUGUCUAAGGAGAAUGGGGAGGAAUCAGAUGAGGAUGAGAUAAUGUUUUCGCAGCUCAGUUUUUUGAAUCUUGAAUCUUUAUUUGAGCUCAGAAGAUUCUAUAAAGGGAGUUUAAGUUUUCCAUCCUUGGGAGAAUUGUCAGUAAUAGAUUGCCACCAGAUGAUAACUUUAUGUCCAGGUACGCUAAAGGCAGACAGAUUGUCUCAAGUAACAAUUGAUUACGAAAAUAUUCUAUUGGAAACUGAUAUCACCUCUACAAUUCAGAAGACAUUUCUGGAAAAGGCGCAGACGCAAUCAUGGAUUGAACUUAAAAGUAGUCCAGUACUACAAGAGAUAUGGCAUAGCCCAGUGCAUCUUCCUGACUUGUGUUUCAGUGAGUUGGCUGCAUUAUAUGUGGAAGACUGCCAGUUUUUAUCAGAUGCAGUGCUACCCUCGGAUUUACUUCCGCUAUUGCCUAAAUUGGAAACAUUGGAAGUCGAAAACUGUGAUCAUGUGAAAGUCAUAUUUGAUGUAAAAUCUGCACAAGGUACAGUGACUUUUCCUCUUAAGAAAUUGACGUUAUCCAGGCUUCCCAGUCUGGAGAAUGUUUGGAAUAAAGAUCCUCAUGGAAUUCUAAACAUGAGUCGUCUAGAAGAAGUACAUGUUAAGGAAUUAAUGUAA
This is a messenger RNA of Vigna unguiculata (cowpea), 6051 nucleotides long. RefSeq lists its product as uncharacterized. The record is from RefSeq and is a predicted model, not a curated record. Lineage: Eukaryota; Viridiplantae; Streptophyta; Magnoliopsida; Fabales; Fabaceae.